GAGAGGGGAGCGAGAUAUGCGAGCGCGCGAGCGAGAUAGGACGACGUGCAUCUUACUUUCUCUAUCGAUCACGGGAUAAAAGCGUGUGCGCUUAGCCUGUGUAAGCACAGCGUGAUACAGAAGAGCAUCGUUGGAAUUGGUUACGUGCCGUCACAAUGGUUGUUUAUAGCUUGUCACCGGAGGUACUCGACGAGCUGCGCACAAAGUUUUAUGCGGACAGCCGUAAUCUGCUGGCGCAGAAUGUUUGCACGAAAACUAAUCCCAUCGAAGCCUGCGUCUCGAGGAAAGUCGUGGAGGAGACACAGCAUGUCUUCACCCAUAAGAUCGAGGCGGAAGGCAAGCCAAUGACCAACCAGAAGAACUCUGGCAGAUGUUGGUUGUUUGCUAUCCUGAAUGUCAUGAGGACCAGCUUCAUGAAGCAUCACAAUUUGGAUGAGUUUGAAUUUAGCCAGGCUUACCUGUUCUUCUGGGAUAAGGUAGAACGUUGCAAUUACUUUUUACAUAACAUCAUAGAGACCGCAAAACGCGGCGAGCCAGUGGAGGGCCGUCUGGUCUCUUUUCUACUAUCUGAUCCCACUUGUGACGGUGGCCAAUGGGAUAUGAUUGUCAAUCUCAUAACCAGGCAUGGUGUUGUCCCGAAGGCCUGUUUUCCCGAGUCCUACAGCUGUGAGUCGAGCGUACGUAUGAACAGUCUGCUGAAGAGCAAGCUGCGUGAAUACGCCAAGGCUCUGAGGGAUUUAAUCGACAAUGGCGCUACCGACGAGGAGCUGAAGGAGCGCUUGAAGGAGCAGAUGGCGGUAAUGUAUCGGAUAAUCGGCAUUUGCCUGGGAAUACCCUCUGAAAAAAUCACAUGGGAGUACUACGACAAAGUGAAGAAUUACAACUGCGUGGGACCCAUCACGCCGCUGAACUUCUACGAGCUCCACGUGAAGCCGUACUUCGACGUGAAUGAUAAAGUGUGCCUGGUGACUGAUCCGCGUCCAAGCAAUCCUUAUGGUAAGCUCUACACUGUGGACUGCCUGGGGAAUGUCGUUAGCGGACGAACCACUCUCUACAAUAACCAACCCGUGGAACUGCUAAUGAAACUGUGUGCCGAGAGCAUAAAAAAUAAUGAACCCGUUUGGUUCGGUUGCGAUGUCAAUAAGAGAUCAAUAGAUAAGCAUGGCAUCCACGAUCUGAGCGCGUACAAUUUCAAGCUGAUGUUUGGCACAGACAUGCACGUCGGGCUCUCCAAGGCCGACAGACUGCUCUUCGGAGACUCCAUGAUGGUGCACGCGAUGGCGUUGACCGCUGUCUCAAUAGACCCUAAAGACGGUAAGAUAAAGAAAUUUCGGAUAGAAAACUCGUGGGGCGAAGAUCACGGGCAGAAAGGCUAUCACGUCGUGAGCACCGACUGGUUCGCCAACUUUGUCUUUGAGGCGGUGGUGGACAAGAAAUAUGUACCUCCAGAUGUGAUGGCAGUGUUUGAUCAGGAGCCGAUCACUCUGCCUGCGUGGGAUCCUAUGGGCACACUCGCUUAUUGAUGAUAGAGUAGAGCUAAUUACAACAUUAUGGCAAAACUUUUUUCGCAUUACGGAGAACAGACUUGAAGCAUACAGGAAAUAUAGUAUUUAAAAAAAAGAGAGAAAGAAGGAAAAGAUAAAAUUCGGGGACAGCGCGAUUGUACAAAAUACCGUUAUUUUAUACCUUGCAAGAGAAUGUUGCAGUAUUGAAAAGGAAGCAAUGGCUUUGUCGUUCAUACGGAUCGCAAGAGCAUUUUGUUUACUACAGUAUACUACAAAGGGUGACGUUUAAGUUAGACCGUCAAGACUGAGUGUAUGAGUUACCAUAUAAUUGAAAUCACGAGGUAAAUAAUUAACGAUUCACGCGUGCCGCUAUUUCCAGAACGUUUGCGCAACGUUAUGUAUUCGCAAAAGAGAGCGAAGAACGUUGAAUCGCAUACUUGACCUUAUGGUAGACAUUAAUGUACCGGACGAUCCUUGCAUCAUGAGUAACCAAAUGGUGGUCGUUUUAACACGUCGUUUAUAACGCAGUAAAACAAAGCAACCUCUCGUGAAACCAAAAAUAAGUAUAGAUUACAGACCACUUUCCGGCGUGUUAUGUACCUUACGACUGGAAUUCUCGCGAUUUAACCGCGUUAAAGCGCGACAUGUAGAGAGGCACUCGUAUCUCUGUGCAUGUUAAUCUUAAGGAUCGCACGUGCACAUGCUACAAGGUAAAAGCAAUAGAACAAUACGGAUAGAUAUGUAAAAUUCAAUAAAAUGAUUUGCCAGAGGAUGAUUAA
Molecule: messenger RNA, 2284 nt
Organism: Odontomachus brunneus
Lineage: Eukaryota; Metazoa; Arthropoda; Insecta; Hymenoptera; Formicidae
Product: bleomycin hydrolase
Exons: 4
Coding region: 156-1523 (455 amino acids)
Biological process (GO): proteolysis; L-homocysteine catabolic process; response to toxic substance
Cellular component (GO): cytoplasm
Molecular function (GO): cysteine-type aminopeptidase activity
Source: RefSeq, a predicted model, not a curated record